This is a messenger RNA of Arabidopsis thaliana (thale cress), 1251 nucleotides long. RefSeq lists its product as uncharacterized. Bases 179 to 1066 code for a protein of 295 amino acids. The record is from RefSeq and is marked reviewed. NCBI's taxonomy places the organism in Eukaryota, Viridiplantae, Streptophyta, Magnoliopsida, Brassicales, Brassicaceae. The transcript is spliced from 4 exons.
AAACAAGUGGAUAUAGAGAAGAAGAAACACGUUAUAGAACCCAUGAAAUCUUCUGUUGUGCUGUCCAAAUCUCAACACGUGUCCCUCUGUCUCUCUCGUCUUUAGAGAAGUUUUUUUACUCUUCCGAUGGCAUCUUUGGUUAUCCUCGCUUUGAUCGCCUAAUCAGCAGUGUGAUCGGAUGGAAGAAGUCACAAGAGUGGAUGGGAAGAUGGGUUGGCUUUGGAGGAAAGGAGUUAGUGUGGGAAAGAAGGUUCUUGCAGCAUGUUUUCUAGUGUUUUCUGCACCGUUCCUCGUUCCCGCACUCGUUGUUGCCUCCACAAUCGCGUUGAUUUCGUCCCUUCCUUAUUGUUUUUUCUUGGUGAGCUAUGUUUGUACUGAAAAGUUGAUGAGAAAACUGCUUCCUGCUAAUGCGUUUAGUGGAAGAUGUGAUCAUGAAAUGGUGCUACACCAGAACAAGAUCAGUCACGGUGAUAUUUAUGAUGAAGCCGUUGCGCGAGUGGCUAUAAGUGAGCCUGUUCUUGUUCAGAUUGAAGAAGAGACAACGAUCGCAAUAGCUUAUCGGGAAGAUGAGGAUAUGACGAAAGAGUUAAAGAGCUGGUUAGAGAGUAUAAGAGACGAGGGUAAAAAUAAUCAAUCACUUUAUAGAGGAGUCAUAUUGGAAAAAGGAUUUGAAGAGGAGGAUAAAGAUCAGUCUAUAGUUCCUAGAGAUGCCAAGUCAGAGAAUGUUAGAGCAAAACUUGAAGAUCUAUUAGGGAAGAAGCAAGAAUCUGUGACUAUACAUGAAGGAGAACUUGAGUCCACUACAAGUAAAACGUCUAGAGAGAAGGAUAUGGAAAUAUCUUCAACUACGGUGUUGUAUAGCGAGGAGCAGAUAUGGACAAAGAUUGAGGCAUUAAGGAAGGUAGUUGGAUAUAACGUUACGAGGAGCACGACUUAUUCAGAAGAAUUGAAGGCGCUUUACAUGUUCACGGGUGUGGAAUUGCCGACAUCAACGUUGGAGAAUCAAGAUAUUGCAAAAGUCAGUGAGGGGCUUUCCUUUCUAAUGUCUGUUAUUGGAAUAAAAUAGGAUGUCUGAUAGUAUUGUUGUAUAGCUUUAAACUCUCUUCUUUUGAACUGCACAAUGAUGAAUGAUCGUUUCUUUUGUGUGUAUGCAACCUUUUUCUGUUUUUUUUGGUUGAAUGAGUUGAGCCAUCAGUUAAAGCUGAACUACAUGUUCUCGAAUAAAUUUAUGAAAAAUAUGUCUAUUCGUAA